AAAUAUUUAGGAAAUAUGAUAAAUUAAAAGUUCACUCCGGACAGCGAGUCCCUAGUACAUAUAAAGAUUAAAAAAUGCAUGCCGUUGGAAUACACUCGGCGAUGGCGAUUAAGCGCCAGCGAAAACGCCGUGAUGAACAGAAAAGGGCAAGAGAGAGACGUUACAGCACUCAAAGCUCGGAGAGCGGAGAGACUUUUCAUUCUCCAAGUGGAUCAGUAAGACGUAAAUACAACCAUCCACAUCAUGCAGUCAAAGCAGGACCAGGACUAGAUAGUCAGGUGGUAACGAGUAUUGGUAUGCUGCAUAUUGGCAUUGUUUUCAUUGUUUUUGGAGUUUUCCUCUGUGGAGCUGGCAUUAUUCCAGAUGAGGCAAUGAACUGGAACGUGUUUAGCUCUAACAAUGCUUGGUGGAAUGAAGUAACUUGCACUGGUCUGUUUUCAUUCGGAUUAGGCCUAUUUCUGUUGGUUCUAAACUGUCUAAUAAGCCGAAAAGAGGAAGAGGAUCUCGAGGAUUAUGUACAACGUCAGCUUACCAGAUCGCGAUCAGGACAUCGCCUUGAGCGCGAUGUAGAAACUGGAGUUUUGACCACACGUCAUGCUCGAAAGGCUGUAGCUUUGCAAAAAAACGGAAGAAACGGACCAUCGUCUCCUACGGAUGUCGCUGUAGUGCAUUGUGGCUCUACAGAAAGUAUAUCCAAUGGACAAAUAGUAGGUCGUAAUGGGAUAAACACUUCGGGCGAUAUACUACUCGAGAAGAUUGUGGAGGAAGACACCCCGUAUUUGAAUGAGCACAGCGCGGGAAUAUCGCCAAUUGAAAUUGAGAAUGAUACAAAACAACUUCUAAGAAGGGAAUCAAUAACAGAUGCAAUCAACAUAACACGCAUAUAAUACUUAGGUACUUAUGCUAUUUUAAACUUUAAGUACUUACAGAUGCUAUUUUUUUCAAAUCAUAAAUAGAUGUUACUGUUUAAACAAUCCAA
Messenger RNA from Drosophila innubila, 979 nucleotides. RefSeq lists its product as uncharacterized. The record is from RefSeq and is a predicted model, not a curated record. The coding region runs from base 75 to 887 and encodes 270 amino acids. Lineage: Eukaryota; Metazoa; Arthropoda; Insecta; Diptera; Drosophilidae. The transcript has 6 exons.